AUGGUCACCGCCGGAGCUCUCCACGCUGGCAGCCGUGUCCUCCUACCGAUCCGCCGAAGCUUCAGCACACCCUGGUCCCACGUCCGCUCCCACCUCCACUCCACCAAGCCCCCUUCUGCUCCACUCCCGCCCCCACCUCCGCCGCCGCCUUCUUCCCACGCGGCGUCCACGCGCUUCACCCCUGCCUUCACCCCUACCACUAGGAGGAGCGGAUCAAUCGGCUCCGGGGUAGUCGCGUGGUACCUCGGCUCGAUCGAGGCGCGGCCGCUGCUGACCAAGAGCAUCACGGCUGCCACAAUUUACACCGUUGCCGACCUCACCUCCCAGAUGAUCACACUUCCUGCUGAGGAGUCACUCGAUCUAACUAGGACUCUGCGCAUGGCUAGUUAUGGGAUGCUGUUCUCAGGACCUUCACUGCACUAUUGGUUCAACUUUAUCUCAAAAGUAGUCCCCAAAAAGGAUGUAGUGAGCACCUUCAAGAAGAUGUUUCUAGGACAAGCAGUUUAUGGCCCAAUUAUUAAUUGUAUUUUCUUCUCGUAUAAUGCAGGAUUACAAGGUGAGACAAUCCCAGAGAUCAUUGCAAGAUUAAAGCGGGAUAUAAUUCCGACCAUCAAAAGUGGGCUCAUUUAUUGGCCUCUUUGUGACUUCAUCACUUUCAAGUUUAUCCCUGUUCAUUUACAGCCGCUAGUAAGCAAUUCCUUUGCGUUUCUUUGGACCAUCUACCUAACAUACAUGGCCGGCUUAAAGAAACCAGGCGUGGAGGUGAUCACGAGCUCUUAG
Messenger RNA from Triticum turgidum subsp. durum (durum wheat), 780 nucleotides. The record is from the annotation of a GenBank genome assembly. NCBI's taxonomy places the organism in Eukaryota, Viridiplantae, Streptophyta, Magnoliopsida, Poales, Poaceae.